This is a messenger RNA of Marchantia polymorpha subsp. ruderalis, 8707 nucleotides long. NCBI's taxonomy places the organism in Eukaryota, Viridiplantae, Streptophyta, Marchantiopsida, Marchantiales, Marchantiaceae. The record is from the annotation of a GenBank genome assembly.
ACGACGGAGAGCCAAACUAGCAAACUAGCAACAAAGGGGACGUAACUUUCAAAUAGGGCAAUGUGCCGUUGUAUGUCCAUGCAUGCAUGCAUGGAUGAUGGGGUGAGCGAAUUGUUCCAGAGCUCGACAUUCCGACGAAGGCCGCGCGGGCCGAGAACGCAGAGGCAGCAGGUGGCGCGCCAAAGGACGGGGUUGAGGAAGGUUGCACUUCCACGAGCCUGGGCUCCGAGGAGAUCCACCACCAAGAUCUGCAAUUGCACUGACCGGAGCCGACUCUGAUCAGCAAACCUUGUCCAGGUCGAGUCGCUGAAUCCGAGGAUAGGUCGGAGACGCCAAAGGCUUCAGUGUUAGCAAGGCUAGAGAUUUUAGAGGUUUAGCGUGUGGCGUCGAGAAGCCGACUUGCACCUCGAGUUUUUGCAUUUGCAUUUGUAGAAUGAGCUGGGCAAGCUGAGGUUUUUCUGCAAGUUCUGUGAACGGUCGGGACACCGUUGAGUGAUUGCAGACGGACGAGGGUAUUGUGAAGGUUUUAGGAAUGGUGCAUCGCGGGUUACCUGCAGUUUUCGGGAGCGAUGGUUUGGAGGGCAGUAAGAUUCAAGUGUGAGUUCGUGGCGGGAACAGAAGGGAGAAUGCUGAAUCGCUUUCCUGAGUAGCAAGAAGAGCAGCGAAUAUGGCGGCUUUUCUUUCCGAUGAUGAGUUGCAGCGAAGAGGUGGAGAUGAGGUAGUGGCUUAUGUCUACGAGCUGAGACAGCAGUUAGAGACUCACAAAGCACGAGCCGAUGCUGCUGUCAUCAAUGCCGAGCAGACGUGCGCCCUCAUCGAGCAGAAGUUUUUAUCCCUCACUGCUCAGUUCGCUCAGCUGGAGAAUGAAAAACAGCAAAGUGCCGCCACUCUGGAGCGUCGUUCAGGCGAGCUUGCUCAGGCACAGAGUCAGGCCCACAAACUUGAGCUGGAUGCCAUCAAGCAUGAGAGUGACAUGGAGCGAGUGUCCUUUGAGCUUAGUGAAGCACGAAAGUCUAGGAGGGAGCUUUUGGACGUGGUGGAGCAGAAGAACAUCGAGCUUGAUGAAAAAAAUUCUUCCAUCAAAUCAUAUCUUGAGAAAAUUGUUAUCUUGACAGAUGAGAGGAGUAUGUUCGAGGGAAAAGUUCGUGAGCAUGAGGCAGAAGUUGGAAGAUCUCAUGCUGUACAAGCUAGGCUCCAACAAGAGAAGGAGCUUUUGGAACAACACAAUGUUUGGCUCAAUGAGGAGUUGAAUGGCAAAGUAAAGGGACUUAUGGAGGAGCGUCGUACUAGUGCUGAUCUAGAGGCUGAUUUGCAGUCCAAGCUUUUACAAGCAGAGAGGCUUUACAAGGAAGCCAAAGAGUCAGUUCAGAGGAGCAAUGAGCGUAUCGGGGACCUCGAAGCGAAGCUCACACAAACGAGAGAGGAAUUACGAUAUACGAAGGAGCAAGCCAUUCUUCAAGAAAACCAUCUGUCAACCGAAAUUACUACAGCCACAAAACUUGCAGAUUUAUACAAGCAGAGCUCUGAUGAGUGGUCGAGGAAGUCCAACGAACUUGAGGGUGUUAUUAAAGCUCUUGAGACUCAUUUGAACCAGGUGGAAGCUGAAUAUCGGGAAAAACUCGACAAAGAAAUCCAAGCUCGUGAAGCGGCUGUUAAGGAUUCAUCUGAGUUGAAAGAGAAGCUGGAAAAAGCCCUUGCCGAUGGUAAUACAGAUGCCGUCAGGGAUGGGGAUCUCGCGCUUCCGGUCCCUCCUAUGAAAAUGAUGACAGAGUCAAUGGAUAAGCAGCUUGCCUUGGAGCUCCAUGGGGAUGGAGCCAUGCUUCCUUCAAUUGGAAAGAAGGUUUCGGGAACAGCUCUUGCUGCAGCUCUUCUACGAGAUGGCUGGAGUCUAUCAACAAUGUACACGAAAUAUCAAGAAGCGGUGGAUGCAUGGCGGCACGAGAGACACGAACGAAAGCACUCUCAGGCGCUUCUAGAACGGGUUUUGCACGAAAUAGAAUUGAAGGCUGAAGUUAUCUUCGAUGAGAGAGCUGAGCACGAGAGGAUGGUCGAAGCUUAUCAUGUGAUGGAGGAGAAGCUUCAUUACUCCAUGGCAGAUCAAAGCACGCUCGAGAACUCUAUUAAAGACUUGAAGGCAGAUCUUAGGAAGAAGGAACGAGAAGUAAAGGGAGCUCAGAAGGAGAUAUCAGACCUUCAAACUCAGGUUGCAGGUCUACUCAAAGAGUGUGCAGAAGUCAAGCAAAGGUUUGAAGCUGGAGACUGGCAUCCAAAUGGAGACGCUCUUCCAUAUUAUGCUACCUCUGAGCCCGAUAGUUCUGCCGCUGAUAUAGUGAUCUCAGAGAAGCUGGUGACCUUUAAAGACAUACGAGGAAUGGUGGAACAGAACAGUCAAUUGCGUGUGCUUGUCAGAAGUCUUGCCGAAGAAAGUGAACAGAAGGAGGCAGAACUGAAGGAGUAUUUUUCUGCUGAACUGAAAAGACGAGCAGAUGAUGCCGCCCGUAAAGUGGCCGAAACGUUGAAAAAGUACAAGGAGAAGACUGAGGUUAUAGAGACACUCCAAGCAACUGUGGGCAUGUAUAAAAGACUGUACGAAGAGGAGCUUAGGUCACGAUACACUUCCCCGGCGCAAAUUACUUCCACGGCAAUGACUUUAAUAGCUCCAGAAGGGGAUGGACGAGAUUACGGUCGACUUCUACAUACUUCUCAGGAGGAGAUUCGCAGAGCACGUGAAGAAUCUGAUACCCGUAUCAAAACUCUUGAGGAUGAGCUGAAUAAGGCGAAGCUAGAGCUGACCAAUGCCCGAGUUGAGCGAGCCAGAGUGGAUGCCGAAGCUGGACUUGCAAGAGAGCAGAUGACGUCCCUAACGAGAGAGGCCGAAAAUCGGCGAAGAGAGAUGGACGGGGUUUUGAGCAGAAAUAUGGAGUUUUCGCAAACAAUCACUAACUAUCAACAGCGAUUGAGAGAGAGCUCUCAGAAGAUGCAAGCUGCCGAGGAGCUUGUUCACAAACUCAAAAUCGAGGCCGCCGUUCUGGAAAGGGAGAAAGAACUGCUGGCUUCUGCAGAGAAGAGGGCAUCUGAGGAGGUUGCCAGUUUAUCUGAUCGGGUUCAUAGAUUGCAGGCCUCCCUGGACACAUACCAGAGCGUGGAAGAAGCACGAGAGAGUGUGCGGGCCGCGGAGAUGAAGAAACUUCAGGAUGAUUGGAGUCACAUGCAAAAAGAGUGGGCUGAGGGUAAAAGAGAGCUGGAAGUGGAGCGCAGUCACUCUAGAGACUUAAUAGUUUCACGAGACAAGGCUGUCAAGGAUGCGACGGACCGAAUAGAGGCUUCAGGGAAGGAGUUGGCUGAUGCUAUCAAGGCAAUGUCAGCUGCCGAGACCAGGGCUCAGGUUGCGGAAGUUCGAUGUACUGAACUUGAGGCGAGCUUAAAGAGUGCGAACGACAAGAUUGCGAUGGCUCUGUCUGGAGGUAAACGAUCGGACACUGGAGAUAAAUCGUCUGAAGAGAUUGACGCGGAGAUCCUUGCAAAUCUUCAAGAAGCAAGAAUGGAAGUGGAGCAACUCAAGGAGGAUCUCGUAGCUUCCAAGGGCCAUAUUGAACAGUACAAGAGAAUUGCAGAAGCUAAUGAGGAGGCUCUCAAGCAGCUGGAAGCAGCCCAUAACCGUUAUAAAGCCGAUGUGGAGCACAUGAAAGAGAUAAUGGAAGCCGACGUCAAUAAACUUAGAGGGAAGAUUUCUACCUUGGAGGCAGAAUUGACUGAGAAAGAUGGAGUCAAUGCUGCAAUGGCCGAAGAAAAAGAAGCUUCUUUACGAGAUACCCGUCGUGAGAUAUCUACCAUUCAGGAGUCCCUUUCAUCGACUCAGGCGGCAUUGCAAGAAGCUAAUGAGAGAGUCAAAACACUGAAGCAGGAAGUGGACAAGUAUCAUCAUCAAUAUCGUGAUGCCCAACGCAAUUACGAAAGACAGGUUCUUCUGCAAGCAGAUACCAUAAGAGAGAUGACACAAGCAGAAGAGAGAGUGAAACAUCUGGAGGAGUCUGAGGGACUACUGCGGAAGCAAGCUGAAACCGCAGAAACUCAACUAGUUUCCGCACAAGUUGCCUGGGCUGUGGAAAAAUCAUAUCUUGAGGCUGCCAAGGUCGAGACCGAGAAGAAGUGGAAAGAACUUGAGGAGCAGAAUCGAUUGCUAUUAGAUCGAUUAGAAGCUAUGCAUAUCACAUCAGCGGAACACUCUCGCAAAGAGUUUGGAGAGGCAGGAGAUUCACAAAGUGCUGUGGACAAAGAUGAAAGUGAUCUGCAAAAUGUAAUCCGGUAUCUGCGUCGGUCUAAAGAAACGGCUGAAACAGAAGUUUCACUACUAAAGCAAGAACGCCUUCGAUUGCAAAGACAGUUAGAUGCAGCCCUUCGUUCCGCAGAAGACGCCCUGUCUACUUUGCGGCGGGAGCAGGAGACUGCGCGUACAAGUCUUUACUCUGACGAGGAGUUUAGAUCGUUGCAGGCUCAGGUCAGAGAGCUCAAUCUGUUGCGAGAGAGUAACUCUCAACUAAGGGAAGAGAACCGCAGGAACUUCGAGGACUCUAGGGAAUCUCGAGAGAAGGCCAGACUUGCAUACAUAGAACUGGAACCACUACAAAAGAGAUUGAAGGAGAAGGAGGUUGAGUUGGAAUCUUCUGCGAAGGAGCUUGAAAUGCAGAGGGCCGAAACCCAACGUUGGCAGAAUAGAGUCACUCAGCUGUUGGAGAAGUACAAGACAAUUGAUGUGGAUGACUAUCAACGUGUCAAGAGUGAACGUGAAGAGUUGCAGGUGUCCGUCGCUGCUCUUAAGUCGGGAGUUGAAGCAGCAAAGGGGGAGUUGGAAGUCUCUCAGAAAGAAUCUGAGGCGACACGAAUCAAAUGCGAGAAGAUGCAGAGUGAUAUCACCGAGAAGGAUAACAAAAUAACCGAGUUGGAGAAGAACGUGGAGGCCCUCAAAGUAGAGCUGGACAGAUUCAGAAGACAUGCUACCUUCCAAAAGCGAAGGAUUGAUAACCUCACGAAAGAGAAGGACGAACUUAGCAAAGAAAACGAAAAUUUGUCGAAGCAAACUGAAGAGCUGAAGGCUAAUGCAGGGAAAAGGAUUUCCAUGGAAUCAAGACAAGAAGUAGCACGGCAAGAGGCGGCAUUGAGACAAGAGGCUACUGCUCGCCAGGAGCAAGCUCAGAGGGAAUCAGAAAAUGUUCUCAAAGAGAAGGAAGCUGUCUUGAAGGAGAGGGAUGCCAGAAUACAGACGUUGGAGAAGAUACUAGAAAGAGAAAGGGAGUCAUUACGCAAAGAGAAGGCAUUGCGUCAACGGGACCAAAGAACUUUUAUGGACCUGACUCAGAAAGCAGCCUCAGAGAAGAAGAGGAUAGAGAGUGAAUUGGAGGCCCUAAAACGUGUUCAGCAAGUUGAGCCACAAGUUAUCAGUGCGGGCACGUCUGAUCCUCCUCCUCGAACAGACAUUGAGGAAAGAGUCGUAAGCGUGGAAGCUGUUAUGAAUGCCGUGUCGGAACCUCCUGUCAGUGUUCAAGAGGUGACUGCGCAACCUACUGCAAAUGCUCCUUCUGCUUCAUCAUCACUGGUGGCUCAAGCCACGGGUGUGAGCUCCACUGAAAGUAUACCCCAUUCUGCACCCAUGGAGACCAGUACUGUGGCCACAGAGGUAACUUCCAGUACCGCCUCGGCCUUUGGAGCAGUCGUAGCUGCAAUAAGUGGAAUCUCGACAGGGACGAAUGCCAGCGGAGCUCGUCAGGCCAUUAGAACAAAUUUGGCAAAUAUUCCUCCCGCAUCAACCAGGCAACCUUUUAGACCACCGCCUGCGCAAGUACCUGUAUCUGAUCUGAGGGAGAAAGAGAUGGCUCAGUUGCGUCGAGAGAUUGAGGAAAGGGAGAGGAAUGCGGCAAAUAUUGGAUCUCAGGCCAGAAAGUCAGCCCGCAGGUUGAUCCGUCCUAGAAUUGAGCCCGCUGGUCAGCAGGAAAAUGUACUGGAAACUGGUGAAUUAGCUGGGGAUGGUACGGUUGACUUGCCAGAAGCUGAUAUCGAGUUCGUAGAGCAGGGUAAAUCGUCUGGCAGUGGAGGUGAUGCUGCUGAACCCGAACCUACUUUCGGAACAGGUCCACUUGUGGUUGAGGUUCUGACUCCUGUUACGGAGUCUCCCUUGCCUUUGUCUGUACCUGUGAAUGCCAGUUUACCUUCAGUGUCUGCGCCUGCUCGUAAGCGUCCCGCAACGGCUCCUACCGGAAUUCUUACUGAAGAGAUUCCUAUAGAUCAAGAGGCUAAGAGCGAAACCGCACCCCCUCAGAAGAGAGCACGACCAGUCGAGAGUUUACCUGAAGUUGUUACUGAAGAGGCUAGUGCUUCUGCCAGUACUUCUGUUGCUGGUUCGAAGGUGCAGGGUGACAGUGGUCAAGAGACCCAGGAAGCUCUUCCUGAAAUGAGCGGUGUCCUGGCAGCAACCGAGGAUCUCAUGACAGCCGUGAUGUCCUUAGGACCCGAGAGCGAUAGGGAGCGGCCUCUUGCUGAAUCAUCUGAUGUUCAACCUCAGAAAAGACCACGUUUCAUCAGACCCGAGGCUGUCUUGCUUCCAGUGCAGCCUGUUGUUAGAGAGGAAGAGAUGGCCGAGGGUGAGAAGAGUGAUGUGGCGAAGGUAGUCGAUCUUGGUGAUGUGACUCGAGAGGUGGACGUGGCUGUUGAAACGAAAGGAACAGCAGAAGUUAGUGCGGUGGACCUCGGAACGACCGAGCAGGAACCCACAGAAGUCUCAGUUCAAGUUGAUCAAAGCCAAGAGCAUGAAAGUCAAGGAAAGUCGAGCACGCAGUCUGUUGUCAGCAGCUUAGUAGAGGCUUCACAGAGUGCUGGUGAGGGACAGUUGUCUCAGAGUGGACUUGAUAUCGAUAUGAACGAGCCGAUAUUUGAAGAGGAUGUCAAUAUACCUGCCACCUUUGACGUGAGUGGAGCCGAAAUCGGUGAAACAGUCGAAGGCGAUGUUGCUGGUGGUGACGUUGCUGUUCAGCGAGUCACUUCAACUUUCUCUGAGUCUAUUGUAACGGAAGAAAUCGAAGAUGUAACUGAGAUGGAAGAAGGGGAGAUGGCAAUGGAGGUCACAGUUACUGAGACGAGCUUUAGAUCUGAAACUAUUUUGGAGGAGGUAUCUGAGACAAGGGUUCAGGAUAGGCCGACCACGGAGAGGGAAGACGUAGUUGUGCGAGAGACAACACCUGCUGCUCUCAGCGAACAAAAUGCAGGCUCCUCACAAACACCUGUUGAGGCGAGAGAUAGUACUAGUGUUCUUGCGUCCCAAUCAAGCAGUGAGGCACUAGCCGGAACAUUAGGCAGUGAGGCACUCGCUGGAACAGUAGAGGUUGCAGGUGACGUUGUUGGUUUAGGAGAAACGAGUGCUCACGAGCAGAAAGGUCCUCAAGAACACCCACUCGAAGGUCAUUCAAUGUUGACUAGGUUGGCAGCAGUCAAAAGUACAACCAUACAUCUGGCGGAAAGAGCUAAAGAGAGAGCUGUUCUUCGACGAGGCCUUAAUCCCCCGUCGCCAGCAGCUAGAGGCAGGGGACGAACGACAAGAGGCGGGAAGAGAGCUCCUAGCGGCGGAAGAGGAGGUGGGCGAGUAAUAUCGACUGGUGUUCGAGGGCGUGGGCAAGCUGGUGGUAGUCCAGGUCCGGGUUCUGAUGCUACAAGAUCUGGAAACCAAGCUGGAGCUGGUGCAGCUGGCCAGUCGGAUCCUUCGCAGACGAGCUCACCGUCGAAUAAUCCGUACGACGGCACCCCACGGGAUGGGGACGACUAAUCUCCUUAAGACGUCACUAAAACAACACACAAUUUUGAAAGGUGAUCAUUCUAAAUUAUUUUUGAGUAGGUUCGGAGGGUGAGGGAGUUGGGUACGUUGCAAGAAAUUAAGUACAACUUACGAGAUUUUACAAGUUUCAUUAGUUCCCGAGGUCCAGAGGCACGUACACGCAGGUGGUCGGUCGAGUAUGUUUUGAAAAGACAUGUCUAGAGGAGGUCGAGUCUGACACAAAUUUAAGCUUGUGGUUCAUUCUACAUUUCUUCCGAUAAUUUUUUGGUUGCAGCGCUGAAUUUCUUAUGUUCCUGUGCAGUUAGCUGAACAAACCUACUAUGUAAUAACGAGAGCGACUUUCUUGUUACGGUUGACGUGUUGGAAUGGUAGAUGGUCGUUUGUAGUUUAUAUCGGUAAAGUAGCCUCUUGUUUGUGAAGCAGGAAGCCAUGACAAUCUUCAGUAUCAGAAGAGUGUCAUACAUUCACAUGUCUUACCACAUGAUCAUGUGCAUAAUCUCAUCGGUGGUGGAUGUUUCUAAGGUGUAUAUUUAUUCUUUUAUGGGCAACUAUGAAUGAGAUAGCAAGCACAGAAACCAACGUUAAGUUCACAAGUUUAUCAUAUGGUGGCCGUCAGAAUACUCGUUAUAUCUUCGAUUCCUUGUAGUGCUCAUCUUACACUGCUCAGGCUUGUUAUACAUAACGCAUUGUAAGAUGUACUGAUAGUUGUUGAGAACAGGUUUGUAUAUUAACAAAGGAAGGAAUAUCGUGAUCAAUUCCCCUAUGGUCACAUACUGCAGAAGAAGAUGAUUUUGACCUUUAAAAGCUUGGGUUUUCUUAAUGGCGAUAAAUGUGAACGUAAGUGGUUCCAUCAAUUAUGCAUUGUCUGUUAAACAAUCUCUGAAGUGG